AUGAACAAUCCUAUUCAAUUCCCCCCUAACACAGUGUCAUCAAAACUAAGCAGCAAAUUGCUCAAGAAACCACCAAGUCCAAUAGAUUGGGUGCACCAAUCCUACAUGGAGAUGAUACAAGAUGUAUCCUACACGACAAGCCAUUACUACGAGUCCAACGAGAAUGGGUCUGGCAUUUUGGAAGCAAGUGUGCCUGAAUUAGCAAGAAAACAACAGCCAGAUGAAACACACUAUUUAAAUAGCAGCAGCAGUACUGAUCAACAAUAUAAAAGGGCUGCGCAUUCAAUCACACCACCGCUUUCAUUGCAGAGGCUGUUUGAUUCAAAAAGCACAUCUCCACCACCGUGUUCGGCAGAUCAUCAAAAGAGUAGGCUCAAGCAAGUACAAGAAGAGGAGGAAGAUCUCUCAUUUACCGACGGAGAGGAUGAUGAUGAUGAUGAUGACGACGAUGAAUUCAAUACAAUCACUACAUCGUCAACAGAUUGUAAUCGAAAAAACAAUAUAUAUCGAUUCUAUAGAGAGCAAAAAAGUCUGGCAAGACCUAUUGAUGAGCUGGACGACGAAGAUCCAGCAAUAUACAAAGUGAUGACCCCUCACAGUAGUAACUAUGGUAGUGGGUUUGCCUCGGAUCACAGUCAAUCUUCUAUCCAAAUCACUCCCUCAUCCUCUCCUCCACCCCCUCAACAAAUCAAAUUAGUCAAUCAGCAACAGCAACAACAAAUACCCAAAAAGAAACUUAAAAUCAUAGGAAAACUGAUCACAAAGAUGCGGAUAGCAGCUGAAAAGCCAUUUUGGUCGAUUGAUAAUCAUUUUUAA
Messenger RNA from Mucor velutinosus, 816 nucleotides. RefSeq lists its product as uncharacterized. The transcript has a single exon. Lineage: Eukaryota; Fungi; Mucoromycota; Mucoromycetes; Mucorales; Mucoraceae. The record is from RefSeq and is a predicted model, not a curated record. The coding region runs from base 1 to 816 and encodes 271 amino acids.